Molecule: messenger RNA, 1912 nt
Organism: Sclerotinia trifoliorum
Lineage: Eukaryota; Fungi; Ascomycota; Leotiomycetes; Helotiales; Sclerotiniaceae
Source: the annotation of a GenBank genome assembly
UAAAAUAUUGCCGCAUCCAUCAAUUUCCAGAAUCUGCAAACUAGAUUUCUUACCUGCAAAAAUUUGUCUUUUUUUCGUGUUGGUUCGAAACUUGCUAUAUUUGCGCAAAGUCAAGGCUCGAGAUGGCUACCACAACGAAAAUAUUCUCUUUGGAGGGAAAAGGGUUGAAGCUGGAUUCCGCCGCGGAUGUCGAGCCGCAUAUCAAAUUGCUGAGGGAGAUGAAAGAUGUGGAGGAAGUGAGAUUUUUGGGAAAUACCUUGGGCGUUGAGACUUGUAAAGUGAUUGGAGAGGUUUUGGCUGAGAAGACAAGUUUGAAGGUAUGUCUUGGUCCUUCCCCGUCAACCUAUAUCUAAAUUUCUUCCAAGGGGUAUUAUAGAUGCCUGUACGGAUAGUCACUUAUAGUUUGCUAACCUGUGAAUCAAGGUUGCAAAUUUGGCGGAUAUAUUCACCGGUCGAUUGCUUAACGAAAUCCCACAAGCUCUUUCCUCCCUCCUUACCGCCUUACUCAAGCUCCCAAAUUUGCAUACAGUCAAUCUGAAUGAUAAUGCAUUUGGACUCAAUACUCAAGCCCCGCUCGUCGCAUUCCUUUCUUCGCAUACCCCACUUCAACACCUCAUCCUCAAUAACAAUGGACUGGGACCUCAUGCUGGUAUCUUGAUCGCAGACGCACUCAGCGCAUUACACGCAAAGAAAAUCGAAGCCCGUGCUGCAGGAAAACAAGUACCAGAUUUAGAAACUGUCAUUUGUGGGCGCAAUAGAUUGGAGAAUGGAAGUAUGACAGCUUGGGCGAAGGCAUACAGCUUGCAUACUGGUGUAAAGAAGGUCAAGAUGGUGCAGAAUGGUAUUCGACAGGAGGGUAUCAGUCACUUGUUGAGUGAAGGCUUGAAGUAUGCAAGGGACAUUGAAAUUCUCGAUUUACAGGACAAUACCUUUACAAUUACUGGUUCUAAGGCGUUGGCCAAAGUUGUGGGAGGAUGGACAAAUAUCCAGGAGUUGGGUGUUGGAGAUUCGUUGUUGGGUGGGAAGGGAAGUGUUAUUUUCGCAGAGGCGUUAAAGAAGGGCAAGAACGACAAGCUGGAAACUUUGAGGUUACAAUUUAAUGAUAUCGGAGUGAAGGGUCUAAAAAGCUUUACGGUUGCUGCCAGGGAGGCUCUACCAAAUUUAAAGAAGAUUGAAUUAAAUGGAAACAAAUUCGACGAGGAUCACGAUUGCAUUGUGGAGUUGAAGGAGUUGUUGGAGGAGAGAAAGGAGAAGUUCGCGGGUGAUAUAGUUCUCGAGGAUGAAUGGGGUCUCGAUGAAUUGGAAGAUUUAGAAGGAGAAAGUGAUGAAGAAAGCGAGGAAGAAGAGGAAGAAGAAGAACCUGAGAAGCAAAGAGAGAAAUUGAUUAACGAUGCAGAGGAGGCUCAAGAAGGAGAACCUGUUGCACAAAGAGAAGACAAGGAUGUCGACGAUCUUGCAAACGUUCUCGGCAAAAAUCUCCAAGUUUGAAAAUGGCAUUACGAUUACGAAUGAUGGAUUUUGAAUGAUAUUGGCGAAAAUGCAUUUUCAGGGGUUGGUAUGGCGAAGGAAUAGUUCGAUUCGGAGGGAUGGAAAAUUGUGAGGAAAGAAGAGAAGAGCAUUUGGGAGGAACUCUUUGUGCAUAUCCAUUCAUGCAGCUGAAGUUUAACUUUCGGUUUCUCGGUUUCACGCACAUAUGCAUAGCAUGGUUUGUUUGCUCUUUCCAAACGGGAGCCAGCGCCGAACGCAUUCCCGUAAAUAGAUAUUUUAGACAGACGAAGAAUCCCAUUUCUUUGCUACCAAAAUGGGCCAAUAUCAUUUCUUAUUGAUGAAUUGUCCUUCGGCAUCUGGCAUAAGAAGCAUCUUUACAGAUUUCGACCCUCCGAGAUUUGCCCAAUAAGAUACUUACCAAACC